AUGCUGGGUGGGCCCGGACUUGAAACAGUCGUUGAUCAAAUCAUUUCUGUUAUCACAAACGAUGGGCGCAACAUAGUGGGAGUUUUGAAAGGGUUCGAUCAAGCGACAAACAUAAUUCUUGAUGAAUCUCAUGAAAGAGUUUAUUCCACCAAGGAAGGUGUUCAACAACUUGUAUUAGGCCUCUACAUCAUACGGGGUGAUAACAUAAGUGUUAUUGGGGAAUUAGAUGAAGAGCUUGAUGCAAGCUUGGAUUUAACAGAAUUAAGAGCCCAUCCUUUGAAGCCUAUUAUUCAUUGAUCAUCUUCAUGUUUAUGAAUAUGUAGACUUAAAUGUUCUAUGAAAAUUUUUAAAUUUAGUUUUUGAAUGAAAAUUUUAUCGGAUUAAGGACACAUGAAAUCGAAGU
Messenger RNA from Lactuca virosa, 403 nucleotides. Lineage: Eukaryota; Viridiplantae; Streptophyta; Magnoliopsida; Asterales; Asteraceae. The record is from the annotation of a GenBank genome assembly.